AUGGAGAAAUUGAAGGAUUGGGAGAAGAUGAAAGAAGUUGAGAAACGAUACACACAUACGAAGAGUUUGGUGCCUUGGUGGGGAUCUUGGACUUGUAAAGAGCUCGGCCAAUGGAUAAAUUUAAAAGCAGAGGAAGCUGAAAAGGAAAAGGGAGGAAUAAAGGGAGAUUGGGGGUGGAGGAGGACUCCCGAAGGAUUUUUUAUUUCUUAUUUUCUUAUUUUCUAA
This is a messenger RNA of Prunus armeniaca (apricot), 225 nucleotides long. NCBI's taxonomy places the organism in Eukaryota, Viridiplantae, Streptophyta, Magnoliopsida, Rosales, Rosaceae. The record is from the annotation of a GenBank genome assembly.